AUGUUCAUAUUGAAGGCAAUUUCGAAUGCCCUUGAUGCCCAGGCCAAUAAAGAGGAGAUUCGUGAGAGUGUUGACUAUUUCGGCAGAGUAUACCGUGGCAUAGUAAUCCUCUAGGAAGAUAUUAGAGAGUUGAAUCUGCCAAAACCCCCACUAUGCGACUUGCCUUCACACCAAUUCAAAGUCGAAGUGACCGGAGCCCAAUACCCCUCGUGGGGUUUGGCUGAAGGAUACGGGAAACAAGGGAGAGCGAACCCCAUGGUAGAGGAGCAGGGAGACCGUAUGAUGCGAGGAGGAUGGGGAGGGACAGCCGUCUCCGCUAAAGGAUGGUUGCGAGUGGUGUAG
Molecule: messenger RNA, 342 nt
Organism: Hymenoscyphus albidus
Lineage: Eukaryota; Fungi; Ascomycota; Leotiomycetes; Helotiales; Helotiaceae
Source: the annotation of a GenBank genome assembly